UAAAAAGAAGCGCUUUUUCGGUUUCGCUCUCCCUCCCAAAUCCCACAAAACUUCGAUCUUUCCCUCCCGAGAAACGAUCUCCAGAUGUAGAAUUUCGAUGGAGAAAUCCCUCAUUCUCCUUCUCAAUCCCUAUUUCCAUUGAUUUUUCUUCGAUUUCUCGGUGGAUUGGGGUUCUUUUUAUCAUGCCCUGGUCCUAUUCGUCUCUAGGAUCGCGCAUUCGAUCUUGGCUUAGGGAUUACGACAGCCUCCAAGCCUUCGCCGUUGUCCUUCUCUACAUCCAGAUUGGUUGUUCGUUGGUUGGAUCUUUGAGCGCGUUGUACAACGGUGUGUUGUUGAUCAAUCUAGUGGUUGCGCUCUUUGCGCUUAUUGCGAUCGAGAGUAGCAGCCAGAGCCUUGGGCGGACGUAUGCUGUGCUUCUCCUUUGUGCGAUCUUGCUCGACAUUGCGUGGUUUAUAUUCAUAUCGCACACCAUGCGGAAUAUGGAUAGUGAGAAAAGCGAGCCUUUUGUUACUUUCUCUUUGAAACUUGCGUUGUCGAUGCAAAUCAUUGGGUUUUCAGUGAGAUUCCUGUCCUCAUUUCUAUGGAUUCAGAUGUACAGAUUAGGUGUUGCAAGUGUUGACAGCACACCCUAUCGUGAAGCAGAUUUUGAUGUGAGAAAUAGUUUUUUGAAUCCACCAAUUCAUGGGAUAGUUAGAGAGAACUCCACUUCUGAUGACAUUUUAGGUGGAUCAAUUUAUGAUCCUGCUUAUUACUCGUCACUCUUCGAGGAUGCCCAUGACAAAGGCUGUGUGUAUCAGGGUAACAAUGGUGUUUUUGGUCAAGAUAGUGGUUCCACAUCAUCUACUGAAACCCCUCAACUUAAAUCAUGUGUCAGUCGGUCUUUUCAAGUUAUCGAUGUUGACAAUGUACUGAGAAGGCCCUUGAAUUGCUGAUUAGUCAUUCUGCUGCCCCCUUGUGUUUGCUAUCCUAUGUUUUUUUUUCCUCAAUUUUUGUUGUCUUAAUCUUCAUUUUGGGGUAUGCUGUGUACAGGAAACUUUUGUAGAGUCACCCU
Dioscorea cayenensis subsp. rotundata (Guinea yam) is the source of this 1051-nucleotide messenger RNA. RefSeq lists its product as uncharacterized. The record is from RefSeq and is a predicted model, not a curated record. The coding region runs from base 183 to 932 and encodes 249 amino acids. Lineage: Eukaryota; Viridiplantae; Streptophyta; Magnoliopsida; Dioscoreales; Dioscoreaceae. The transcript has 5 exons.